Ilex paraguariensis (yerba mate) is the source of this 549-nucleotide messenger RNA. Lineage: Eukaryota; Viridiplantae; Streptophyta; Magnoliopsida; Aquifoliales; Aquifoliaceae. The record is from the annotation of a GenBank genome assembly.
AUGGCCAAAACUUUCUCUCUCUUCCCUGUCUUAAUUUUCUUGGUGAUGAACUCUUUCAUGGCUUCCUCACACACUAUGACCAACCUCACCACAGAUGAAUCAGCUCUUCUAGCAUUCAAAGCCCACAUAACUUCAGACCCUUAUAACAUCUUGGCAACCAACUGGUCCACCUCAACCACUAUUUGUAAUUGGACUGGUGUCUCUUGCAGCGUUCGUCAUCGGAGAGUCACUGCCUUGAAUCUCUCUGACAUGGGUCUCCAAGGCACCAUCGCUCCGCAUCUGGGAAACCUCUCAUUUCUAGCUUCACUUGACAUUAGUUUUAACAGUUUUCAUGGCUUUCUACCCCAAGAACUAGCUCACUUGGGUCGGUUGAAAGAGGUUGAUUUGUCAUUUAAUGAGUUCACCGGACAGAUACCCUCUUGGUUUGGAACCUUCACAGAUCUUCAACACAUGCGCUUGUACAAUAAUUCUUUCCAGUGUUUUGGAAGAUCCUCUGCUUUAGCUUCAACUUCAAUGGUGGAAUUAAUUGCAAGGUUUAGGUUCUCAUGA